Molecule: messenger RNA, 2007 nt
Organism: Colletotrichum orchidophilum
Lineage: Eukaryota; Fungi; Ascomycota; Sordariomycetes; Glomerellales; Glomerellaceae
Exons: 2
Coding region: 1-2007 (668 amino acids)
Biological process (GO): positive regulation of transcription by RNA polymerase II
Cellular component (GO): nucleus
Molecular function (GO): transcription cis-regulatory region binding; DNA-binding transcription factor activity
Source: RefSeq, a predicted model, not a curated record
AUGGUCGAUCACGGCAUCCGAAAGCGCAAUGUCACGACUCGCGAUCGCACCGGCUGCUGUACAAGAUUCAACCUUCAAUGUGGUGGCUACGCAACACCCAUCAAGUUCAAAGACCAGACGGAUCUGCUGAAGCGGAAGCAUGGGAGAAAACGCAAGGAUAAAGCCCAAACGUCAGCUCCCAGUGAGCCAUCAUCUUUCUCGCAUGCCCCGAAAAGUGUAGAUCCGACAUUGCCGUCGCAUCAACAAGUGGGUGACUUCGUUGUGACUCCAGAAGAUGAGACUUUUCACUCUACCGACGAAAGUCAUCAAACCUUCAACGACUCACAAGAGUUAUCCCACUAUGAGGCGGCUACGUCACUAGCCCUCAUAUCUGGAGGGAUUCGCCAAGAUUCACUGGUGUCUAGCACUGGACAUGAAGCAGGAACGCCCUCAUUCUACACAUAUUUUGGAGACACGACUGUGCAAAUCGAUGCGGCUCUUGGUGGACAAGAAGAUGGCAAUACGGAUGAGGGGCCCAACACAACUUACCAGGGAGUGACGACUUCCAGCUCAACGCCGGUAUACCCGCGUAUUGACUCUCCCUUGCUGCGACAAACACGAUCAGAACAAGCAAAUCGGCAGUUGACUUCGGCUCCAACCAUUCCAGCCGGCUUGUUGGAGAGCGCCAAGUUUGCCGAAGACAUGGUUUUUUACCAUCAUUUCACAGAUGCUUCGCCCUAUGGUACCCUCUCAAUCUUGUCGCUCAAUGAUAUUCUGCACGCCGAGCAACUCGACAAGGCUUUCUAUCAUGCUGCGUUGGCCCUAGCGGCACUAGAUAUCUCGCAAGCAAGGCCGAAGGAGGCGCUGGGCUGUAAGGCGGCACUGCAGGCGCUUGAUCACUUCGUCACAGCUCUAGGCACGGUACGUAUGGCGCAACUCGACGACGAGGGGGUCGCUACAGGUGGUCCGCCAAACCAAGAUAAUGCAAUCUCUUGGCUGGCGACCCUCUUGCUGCUGGCCAACUUUGAACUACAAAGAGGCCAGAUGAAGCUAUGGUACAUUCAUAGCCGGGCUGCGGUGACAUUUCUGUCCCAACAUCUCCAUCGCGUGCAGGAGUCUCCGGUAGGAGAGUCACUGAUCCGAUCGUUCUCGAGAAUUGCCGCUCUUCUAGACAUAUUCGACAGAGCUUACUCUGUACGCUACAGCAUAGCAUCUCCGGACGUCUCGAACUCUCUGAGCAGAUCACUAGUCAACUCACCGCACUCGGCAGAUCGGCUGUUCUACAUUCUGCCGCGGAUCAUCAAACUCGAAGAAGAGUGGAAGAGUAACCCCCAGCAUGAUCUCCACUGGCGAGAGCAAGCGGAAGGCCUCAUCCAGGAGUUGAAAGCUUGGCGCAGGACUUUGCCGGAUUGUGACGUGCCGCCUCUCCAUGAGCACACCGCAAACCCCUAUGGCGACGAAGCAGAAGGACCCGGUCUCUCCAUCAGGCCACUCAGCAUCCCGUAUGCCCCCGAGCCCGUCAAGGCAGCGACAACCUUUAUGCACUACCUGGUAUCCCUCCUGCGAUUAGAAACCAGAUACCUCCCCGGCGCAGUGCGCCAGCUGCCCCCCCACGCACAAAAGAUUGUCCUCCUCGUCUGCCGCCUCGCGGCGGGGGUCCCCUACGCCUCGUGCGCGGCAGUCAACGCCUACUCCCACGGCAUGGUGGCGGCGAUGAUGAACUGCUACUACAUGUCGGAGGAGCGAGAGGUCAAGGACUGGGUCAAGAACUGGAUCGCCGGGUUCCCGCGUGAGAGGGAGGGGAUCUGGAACGUGCGUCACGCGCACCGGGUGUUGAACUACGUCGACCAGGAGUACACCCGUCGGGGCUCGCGCUACAAUUGGGAGAUUAUCAAGGUGCGCUUGAUCGACCUGGAGACGGACGCUACGCCGAGCGAGGACGAGGAGACGGACCCUGACAAGUUUUCGGUCGAGAUAUACUCGCGAUGUAAGCGGGGCUGGAGCAUCGACUUUGUAGAAAUACCAUGA